CUUGUUAUAAGACAGCCCGUUCAGAGCGAGGUUGUCAUUUGGCUUCAUCGCGUUCUACGAAGAGCACAAUGUCCGGACGAGGAAAAGGAGGCAAAGGUUUGGGGAAAGGUGGCGCUAAGCGUCACCGCAAAGUCCUCCGUGACAACAUCCAGGGCAUCACCAAGCCCGCCAUCCGCCGCCUGGCUCGCCGCGGCGGCGUCAAGCGCAUCUCGGGCCUCAUUUACGAGGAGACCCGCGGCGUGCUCAAGGUCUUCCUGGAGAACGUCAUCCGCGACGCCGUCACCUACACCGAGCACGCCAAGAGGAAGACCGUCACUGCCAUGGAUGUGGUCUACGCCCUCAAACGGCAAGGACGCACUCUCUACGGCUUCGGCGGUUGAAAUCUGAGUUUUGCUCGCCGACGAAUUAAACAACAAAGGUCCUUUUAAGGACCACACACACAUUCUACAGGAGCGUUUAUGUUCUCGCUGCAGUUAUUUGAUAACCGCCUUCUUCUUCAUGCGUGUUUUCCAACGUUUGGCACGUGAAGGCACCGCGCUGUCGCCAUCUACUGGCCAGCAUGAGUCCUGGUCUUGUCGAUAAAAAUGCAACACGCCCACUUUUAGAUUUGUGUCAGGUGCUAUAUUCUAUUUUCGUUUUAGAAAUGAAAAUCAAACACUUAUUCCACUUUUCCUUACUCCUUUCAGACGACAAAAGAGUUGUCAUUUGCGAGCUCUAUCAUGCUACUUAGUCUGAGAAAUCCGGUUAGCCAUAAAAAAAUUUGGUAUCUAUACCCAUACUUUUCAAUAAUUAAAGUAGUUGUAUUAGCGAAUUGCUCUCAAUUCAUUUAGAUCUUUAAGUGUUUUCGCAAGGUUUUCUGUCGACAAACGAAUGUUCAAUGCAAGACGGACGUUUCAUUCACUGUCAGUAUUGGUGUAUUAUAAUAACAAUCAAUAUCUGUAGCAUCACUAUUUCUAAUACAAACAUGAAUGUGCUUGUCUUUUUCCAAGUUCUCCAGCAAUCUAACAAUAGUGUGAAUGCAGUGUCUUGGCACUAGAUGGCGCCAUAAUAGUAGUUCUGGGCACUCACUAUGUAGUAUGUGAGCAAAAGCGUGGUUGUGAACAUGAUAGUUUGACUAUGGAGUGACAUAAAAUGAGCUGACGCUGUACUUUGCUUCCUCAGAAACAUGCACAAUAAAAUCACAUUAUUAAAGAUUUGCUCUUUACCCGCAAUAUUAUAUCUGCUGUACAGCUAAUAAAGGCUUUCCAGGAUGAUGGUGACACUCAAUAUUAUUCUGUAUCACGGUUAGUUAAACAAGACUGUAAGCAGAUAUUUUUGUGUGUGACAAUGUUCAAUCAUCAGUGGCGGGUUUUGGCAUGUGCAAUAUGUACGGCCACACAGGGCCACAUUGUGUUUGUGUAUAAGAGGCCACCGGCAUGCUCACUUUUCCAACAAAGAGCAAACUCAUCGCAUAAAUAAAUACUCAAAUCCGA
This is a messenger RNA of Phyllopteryx taeniolatus (common seadragon), 1472 nucleotides long. RefSeq names its product histone H4. Gene Ontology annotation, biological process: nucleosome assembly. Gene Ontology annotation, molecular function: DNA binding; structural constituent of chromatin; protein heterodimerization activity. The transcript has a single exon. NCBI's taxonomy places the organism in Eukaryota, Metazoa, Chordata, Actinopteri, Syngnathiformes, Syngnathidae. Gene Ontology annotation, cellular component: nucleosome. Bases 69 to 380 code for a protein of 103 amino acids. The record is from RefSeq and is a predicted model, not a curated record.